AAGCGUAUAUAAACGUCGAAUAGAACACAAUUAAAGGUUAUUAUUCUUUAUCGUGUCGGAAUAUUAAAACGUCUUUAAAAUGAGUUUAAAUUUGUUAAAAUUUUCCAAAAAUUUGAUUAAUUUUAAUUCGAAUUACGAAUGUGUUAAAUCGCGAUUGGUAAAUAUGAAUAUUCGGUUUCAACAUAGGACACCAGUUGGUUUACAUUUGAAACAGAAAUCACGAAGAGAACAAGUUGAUUAUGCUUCCUUCGAUAAUUGUCACGUUAAUCAUGAGACGGGUAACAGCUUAUUUUGGCAACGAAAAAUGCGAACUGUGCAUAAUUUAUUGGAUGUAAAUAAAGACGGCAUCAUAUCUUACGACGAUUUCAAAUUAUUAGCUGACAGAUUUGUACAACUUGGUCAUUUACCCGAGAAACAACAACAUGAAUUUUACGACAUAAUCGAGAAAAUGUGGAAAGAACAGUGGGGUUGUAUCGAUCCUUAUAAUUUGAUUACAACGCAGCAAUAUCUGGAGGAUAUGAAGCAUGUGAUAAAUGAUGAAGAUCGUAGGAAAAAAGUGCAUACUUUAUUCCCAUAUUUAUUUAAGGCUGUUGAUAACAACGGUGACGGUUCCAUAUCAUUCAGCGAGUAUCAGUUAUUUUUCAAAUGUCUCGGGUUGUCGUACAAGGAUGCCAUUGCUUCAUUCGAAUCAAUAGAUACAGAUAAAGACGGCAAAUUAACGAUGGAAGAAUUCAUCAAAUUAGGCAGAGAAUUCUUCAUCACCGAUGACGAGAGUAAACCUAGUAAAUUAUUUUGGGGACCACUGCUGCCCUGACAAUGAUUUCAAUCGUAUUAAUUUUAUUGUUAUUUUUAUUGCAACCAUUCAUCUUUAUAUGGAGUAAUUGAUAAUUAUUGAAAGUGAAACUUGUUUAAUGUUUUUUUGGAGUACCUACCAAUUAAAUAGGUUCGUGAUUUUUUCCAAUAUAAUUAAGUUGACUAUAAGAAUUUUUAAGGUGAAAUAAAGUGUAGCCCUACGUGUCAUAUCGUUAAAUUCUAUCAAUAAAAAUAUCGAGAAUGUGUUAGAAAA
Planococcus citri (citrus mealybug) is the source of this 1066-nucleotide messenger RNA. It is a transcript of the gene CBP, whose product is annotated as sarcoplasmic calcium-binding protein. Gene Ontology annotation, biological process: calcium import into the mitochondrion; mitochondrial calcium ion homeostasis. The record is from RefSeq and is a predicted model, not a curated record. The coding region runs from base 80 to 814 and encodes 244 amino acids. Lineage: Eukaryota; Metazoa; Arthropoda; Insecta; Hemiptera; Pseudococcidae. The transcript has 6 exons. Gene Ontology annotation, molecular function: calcium ion binding. Gene Ontology annotation, cellular component: uniplex complex.